GAGAGGAGAAGGUGAAGAAGAAGAAGAAGUGGUGGAAGUGCUAAAAAUGGGCCAAGCUAAUAAAAGCAACGUGUGUGCGGAGCCACAGAUGGAAGGGACACGCGUGAAGAACAACAUGAAUGUCGUUCACAGAACCGGACGUUGUUGAGGUAAUGUCGUGUGGAAGUGGACACUUUCAUUUAAAAACCCAAACUCAUUGAAACUUGACGUUUGAUUUGCGCGUCCAAUCCCGUGCAUCAGUUUUCGCCUUCAGAUUUUGAAAAACAAUGGCCGACGGUGAGGAUAUCCAGCCACUCGUCUGCGAUAAUGGGACAGGAAUGGUUAAGGCUGGAUUUGCUGGUGAUGAUGCUCCAAGGGCUGUGUUUCCCAGCAUUGUUGGUCGGCCACGUCAUACCGGUGUGAUGGUUGGAAUGGGGCAAAAGGAUGCAUAUGUUGGGGAUGAGGCUCAGUCGAAGCGUGGUAUACUAACUCUGAAAUAUCCCAUUGAGCAUGGUAUUGUGAACAACUGGGAUGACAUGGAGAAGAUCUGGCAUCACACCUUCUACAAUGAACUCCGUGUGGCCCCAGAGGAGCACCCUGUUCUGCUCACUGAAGCCCCUCUCAAUCCAAAGGCUAAUCGUGAGAAAAUGACCCAAAUCAUGUUUGAGACAUUCAACACACCUGCCAUGUAUGUUGCCAUCCAGGCUGUUCUGUCCCUCUAUGCCAGCGGCCGUACAACUGGUAUUGUUCUGGACUCUGGAGACGGUGUGAGCCACACUGUACCCAUUUAUGAAGGGUAUGCCCUCCCACAUGCCAUCCUCCGUCUUGACUUAGCAGGGCGUGACCUCACUGAUGCCCUGAUGAAAAUCCUCACUGAGCGUGGUUACUCCUUCACCACCACAGCUGAGAGAGAAAUUGUAAGGGAUAUGAAGGAAAAACUGGCUUAUAUUGCCCUUGAUUAUGAACAAGAGCUUGAAACUUCAAAAACCAGUUCAUCUGUUGAGAAGACCUAUGAGCUGCCUGAUGGACAGGUCAUCACCAUUGGUGCCGAGCGCUUCCGUUGUCCCGAAGUCCUCUUCCAGCCAUCCAUGAUUGGAAUGGAAGCCGUUGGCAUUCACGAGACCUCGUACAAUUCGAUUAUGAAGUGUGAUGUUGAUAUCAGGAAGGACUUGUACGGAAACAUUGUUCUCAGUGGUGGUUCUACCAUGUUCCCUGGUAUUGCUGACAGAAUGAGCAAGGAAAUCACUGCCCUGGCCCCGAGUAGCAUGAAGAUCAAGGUGGUUGCUCCACCCGAGAGAAAGUACAGUGUCUGGAUUGGUGGCUCUAUCUUGGCUUCUCUCAGCACUUUCCAACAGAUGUGGAUUGCGAAGGCAGAGUACGAUGAGUCUGGUCCUUCAAUUGUACACAGGAAAUGCUUCUAAAUGCAGCAGAACGGCUUGGUGUCCUCGAUUGGCAAUACAGUAGCACCUUGCAAUGAUUCAAGAAUUUUCUUGAAAAAUGUUUGUGUUGUUAGAACAGUGAACUAAGAUAAAGUGGAGUUUUAUGGCAGAAUUAAUUCUUUCAUUUGUUUUGUUUUACCAUUGUUAAUUGUUGAACAGUUGAUCUCUAAUGAUAUAUCAAAACCAUUUCAGCUUAUUACU
Molecule: messenger RNA, 1619 nt
Organism: Vigna unguiculata (cowpea)
Lineage: Eukaryota; Viridiplantae; Streptophyta; Magnoliopsida; Fabales; Fabaceae
Product: actin
Source: RefSeq, a predicted model, not a curated record